CAGUUUCAGUGUGUUAAGUAAACGCAUCAAUUAUCUAGAAGUUUUACGAUAAGUAUAGGAUUUACCUCCCUUGUCACACGUUUCAAGUAGAUAGGUUUACUUUCACUUUCGGAUUUCCCUGCAUGCUCUUUGAGUAGAACAAGGAAUAUGGCGCCUGUACGGCAAACUUGGACAAGGUUUAAGAACCUAAUAGGAAAAUUAAGGCCCCCACAGACUUUCUACCUUCCCCAGGGAAGUUUGUAAUUAGGAAAAAUAAAGGUGUUUUUGAAGAAAAACAAAGGUGUUGGACAUUACAGUAGAAAGUCUGUCGACAUGGACAGUAUGAAAUUAGGAGUGGAAGGCCCCCGCAUCCGAAAACUCGCAGAAAAGGCACAACCAAAUUAUCAACAAUUUGUUGGAUCAUCUAGCAGUACACUAUCUGUGUUACGUAGAGAAAUAGAUCAGAUCAUCACAGAGAUAGGCAAAGAGACAGAUCAAGGGCAAGACACUGAACAUUUAAGGCAAAAGCUUAUCAAGGCUAGAGAUUGUUAUGAACCUAAAGUAGAGAGAUUUAUGGGAUUUUUGGAGAGGACAAGAACGAGAGAGAGUUACAAUGAGUUGGCCUCCCAACAACUCAUAUCGAGAAGUGUUUUGGAUAGGAUAGACCUAACAAUUCAAGGCUUACAUCAACAAAAAACCGUGCAUACUUCAACUUCAGAUGAAAAGGUUUAUCAAACCUCUCCAUAUGUCACAGGACAUGAACAUAAAGUAAAGGAUGACGAGAAGGCUAAAACAAACAUAUCAAAAGGCUUAAAGGCUCCUUCGCAGGUGAUGUCAUUGAGGUCUAGGUCCCACCAUUCAAGUAGAACAUCAAGUUCAACAGCAACCUCAGUUUUGAUGAACCAGAGGGUUAAAACGGAAGCUGCAAGGGUAAGAUGGCAGUUUGCUGAGGAAGAAGCAGCUAUUCUUAGACAGCAAGCUGAACAGCAGAAAGAAAGUGAAGACAUUAAGGUACGUUUAAAAUUGCUUGAAUCAAAGAGGGAUUUAAAGGAGGCAGAGGCUGAACUCGGGGUAAUGAAGGACAUGGUUUUAUUUGACGACAAGUCUGAAGAUGGGGAUCUAAAAGUAAUAUCGGAACAGCGUACUGAACAGUAUGUAGCAGAUUUAUCUCCAGUGACACCUGAUCAGCAACCUGAGGAUACUGCCCAUACAUUUAGCUUACAAAGAACCCCAAAGACAUGGCCAGGAAUACCAUAUACCCCCUGA
Molecule: messenger RNA, 1245 nt
Organism: Mizuhopecten yessoensis (Yesso scallop)
Lineage: Eukaryota; Metazoa; Mollusca; Bivalvia; Pectinida; Pectinidae
Exons: 3
Coding region: 313-1245 (310 amino acids)
Source: RefSeq, a predicted model, not a curated record